CCCCGUUUUCUGCUCUUCUCCUCAUAGCCGUCCAUAUGUCUCUCCCGAACCAUUCCCUCUCCGACGCCAACGGCCAAUCCGGCCGUGGAGACGACGACGGUUAUGGCGGAGAUCCCGACCGCAGCGGGCCCGGCGAGCCCGCCAACGAGUCCAGCAGCGACGGCAGCUCCUGCGAUUCCAGCAACGACGACAGCUCCUGCGGUUCCAGCUACGACGACAGCUCCUGCGGUUCCAGCUGCGACGACAGCUCCUGCGGUUCCAGCUGCGACAGCAGCUCCUGCGACUCCAGCUGCGACGGCGGUUCCAGCUGCAACGGCAGCCUGGGCGGCUCGAGCUACCAGAGUACCCUCACCGACUUCAGCUACCAGAGUACCCUCACCGACUUCAGCUACCAGAGUACCCUCACCGACUUCAGCUACCAGAGUACCCUCACCGACUUCAGCUACCACAGCAUCCCCAGCUGUUACACCUGCCCCGGCAGCCCCGGCGGGCACAGCAGUAACCACAACGACUACAACGGCCACCUCAGCAACGGCACCAAUGGCAGCUACCCCGUCCACAGCGACCUCGAAGACCACGACAACUGCAGCAAUGGCAGCCAAGACCAGGGGCUGAAAGACAUUCACAUCGACGAGGAGGUGAAGCUCGCCAUCAGCAUGGCCCUGGAACGCUUCCUCCAGGGACACCAGAAAGAAAUGGAAUUUCCAUCUUCUUUUACUAGUUCCCAAAGAACAUUUGUUCAUCAGCUGAGUCGAUCUUUUGGAUUUAUCUCUAAAAGUAAAGGAAAAGGAGCAAGUAGAUUUGUAACUGUGAAGAAGAAAGAUGGAUCAGAGUUGGCGCCUAAAUUGAUGACCUGUAAUUUGACCUCCAGCUCAAUACUUACCAUUAAGAGCCUAAUUCAGAGAUUUCCUGUCACCAAUAAAGAACGUUCGGAUCUUUUACCAAAAUCAGAACGGGGAAAUAUUUUCACAAUUGAAACUGAAAACCGAGAAAUGAGUAAGACAAGUGGACGACUCAACACUGGCAUUCCUCAGGUUCCGGGAAAGAGAGAAGAAUCAGAAUUUGAUUCUUUUAGGUAUUCUCUACCAGUGUUUGAGAAGCAGCAAGAAAUUGUCCAGAUGAUUAGAGACAAUAGAGUGACUUUGAUUGUGGGAGAAACCGGCUCAGGGAAGACUACACAGAUUCCCCAGUUUCUUUUAGAUGAUUGUUACACACAGAAAGUACCCUGUCGGAUAUUCUGUACCCAGCCAAGACGUUUGACAGCUAUUGCUGUUGCUGAAAGAGUUGCUGCAGAGAGACGAGAAAAGAUUGGUCAGACAGUUGGCUAUCAGAUCCGAUUAGAAAGCAGGGUUUCUCCGAAGACACUUCUAACAUUUUGUACUAAUGGGGUAUUACUUCGCACAUUGAUGUCAGGAGAUACCACGUUAUCGACUGUGACUCAUAUUAUUGUGGAUGAAGUACAUGAAAGGGAUCGAUUUAGUGAUUUUUUGCUGAUAAAGUUGAAAGAAGUACUGCUGAAGUGUGCCAAUUUGAAAUUAGUCCUUUCCAGUGCUGCAUUGGAUGUGAACCUCUUUAUAAAAUAUUUUGGAAGUUGCCCAGUGUUACACAUACCUGGAAAACCAUUUGAAGUAAAAGAGUUCUUUCUUGAAGACGUACUGAUUAGCACAGGGUAUAAAAACAACGACAUGCUAAACUACACAAAAGAAAAACAACGAGAAGAGAAACAGCAAGCCGUGCUUUCAGAAUGGCUCUCAGCUAGGGUGACUGCUAAUCCUGAAUCUCUGAGAAAGAGAGGCACUUCAGAUGUGACUGAGGAAUGUGAGCAUUUUGAUGAAGACGAUGAUGAUGAUGAAGUCAUUAUUAGCCAAGUGGUUGAAAAAGAUGCCACUUGUCUUGAUCCGUGGUUAAUAAAGGAAAUGGAUGACUGCCUUUCUGACAUAUGGCUGAAUAAAGACAUGAGUGCUUUUGCUCGUGUGUUUCACCUUAUUUUAACUGAAAAUGUUAGCGUGGAUUACAGACACAGCGGUUCUAGUGUGACAGCACUAAUGAUUGCUGCUGGAAGAGGUUUCGUGAGUCAACUAGAGCAGUUAAUCAGUAUGGGAGCCAACAUCCAUAACAAAGCAGCAAAUGGCUGGAUGGCUGUAGAUUGGGCUAAACACUUUGGACAUGCUGAAAUUGUGGACUUCCUGGAAUCUUACAGUGUCUCAUUAGGGUUUGGAAAUCUAGAUGAACAUUCUCUGGUCCUGAAAAAUGGAAGUGACCUCAAGGUAGAGGAGAGAGACAUACUGAAAUCAUAUCAUCACAGUGUUGAUGAUGAAAAAGUUGACUUGGAUUUGAUUAUGCACCUUCUUUUCAAUAUCUGCCGUAGCGGUGAUACUGGAGCAGUCUUAAUUUUCCUUCCUGCAUAUGAGGAGAUUGUCAAACUGAAGGAUCGUAUUCUUUUUGAUGACAAGCGGUUUGCUGAUUAUUCCCACAGAUUCCACAUUUUAAUGCUUCAUUCAAAUAUGCAAGCAACUGAUCAAAAGAGGGUGCUAAAAUCGCCAUCCACAGGUGUCCGCAAAAUAAUUCUGUCAACCAAUAUAGCAGAAACGAGCAUCACGAUCAAUGAUGUUGCCUUUGUUAUUGAUUCCGGCAAGAUGAAAGAGAAGUCCUAUGAUGCCAUGAAUUGUGUGACCAUAUUAAAAAUGGUGUGGAUUUCAAAAGCUAGUGCUCUCCAGCGGAAAGGCAGGGCGGGGCGCUCCAGGCCUGGAAUCUGUUUCCGUCUGUACAGCAGACUCCGAUAUCAAAGUAUGUCAGAUUUUCAGACACCAGAACUACUGAGAAUGCCAGUGCAGGAGCUUUGUUUGCACACCAAAUUAUUAGCGCCUAUUAAUUGCUCUAUUGCCGAGUUUUUGAUGAAUGCACCAGAUUCUCCAUCAACAUUAAUGAUUAAAAAUGCGGUGCAGGUUCUUAUGGCAAUCGAUGCCAUGGAUAACUGGGAAGAUCUCACUGAACUUGGAUGCCAUCUAGCUGAUUUGCCAGUAGAACCCCGCCUGGGUAAAAUGGUGUUGUGUUCAAUUGUUUUGAAGUGCCUGGAUCCCAUCCUUACCAUCGCCUGCACUCUUGCAUACCGUGAUCCUUUUCUGCUUCCCAACAAGGCCUCUCAAAGGCGGGCAGCCAUGCUAUCUAGGAAGCAUUUCAGUGCGGAAGCGUUUAGCGACCAUAUGGUCCUACUCAGGGCUUUCCAGGCAUGGCAGAAAUCCCGAGCUGAUGGUUGGGAGAGAGCCUUCUGUGCAAAGCAUUUUCUUUCCCAAGCUGCAUUGGAAAUCAUCAUUGGCAUGAGAACCCAGUUGCUUGGUCAACUCCGAGCCUCAGGUUUUGUUAGAGCACGAGGUUUAGGGGACAUUCGCGAUGUUAAUACGAACUCUGAAAACUGGGCAGUAGUAAAAGCUGCACUGGUGACAGGCAUGUAUCCUAAUGUAGUGCAUGUGGAUAAAACAUGCAUGGAAUUGAUAGGAGCCAAGGAGAAAAAAUUCCGAUUUCAUCCAAAUUCAGUUCUCAGCCAAGCCCAAUAUAAAAAGAUUCCUCCAGCCAAUGGGCAUGUAGUAUCUGUUCAAGCACUCCCUACAGAUUGGCUUAUUUUUGAUGAAGUGACCAGAGCGUGCAAAAUAGCCAGCAUCAGCUGCUGUACUGCUGUGACCCCCAUCACUAUUACAUUAUUCAGUGGACCAAUGAGGUUGGCAAGUAAUGCGCUCCAGGAACCUCUACCUUUUGCAGUAGGUACUUUAUCUAAUGACAACAGCAGCGAUAGUGAAUCGGAGGAUAGAUCUACUGCUGCCUUGGCUUCGUUGAGACUAGAUGAAUGGCUAAAUUUCAAGAUGGAUCCUGAGGUGGCCAAUCUGCUGCUGCAGCUCCGACAGAAAUGGCAGAGUUUGUUUUUGCGCCGAAUUCGAGUCCCUGCUAAACCUUGGUCCCAAAUUGAUGAACUAACUCUCAAAGCCAUCAUUGCUGUUAUAACCACAGAAGAACAGGCUGCAGGUUUACAGCAGCCCAUAGGGAUUGGCCAAAGACCCAGGCCUAUAUCUUCUGAUGAUUUGCCUAUGACAUUGUGGCAGUCAAAUAAUUACAACCUGAAUUCAGGAGAUGAAUUCUCUGAUGAGUCUUCUCCUCCAGAAAGUCUCACCCUGAAUCACAAACAAAGCAGUGAUGACCAGUCAGAUCAUUGUUUUCAGAAACCUACGAACACCUGCAGUUUCCUGAGUCCUUUCGGUAGUCCUCCAUCAACCAAUAUGGUCUCAGUGUCUGCUUCGGCACAAUCAAAAUUGCCAGUUCGGUACUUCAUAAUGAAGAGUAACAACUCGAGAAACCUUAAGAUUUCUCAGCAGAAGGGUGUCUGGUCUACAACCCCUGUUAAUGAGGGAAAAUUAAAUGAAGCUUUUUUUGAUAGCUCUGCUGUUUUCUUGGUGUAUUCUGUUCAAGGAUCCGGACAUUUCCAGGGAUUUUCUAGAAUGACUUCUGAGAUAGGACAGGAGAAGAGUGAAGACUGUGGUUUACCAGAUCUGGGAGGGAUGUUCACAGUGGAUUGGAUUCGGAAAGAGAAGCUUCCUUUUCAGCAGACAAGCCAUUUAGUCAAUCCUUGGAAUGAGAAUAAAAACGUACAAAUCAGCCAUGAUGGGCAGGAGUUAGAACCCCAGGUUGGAGAGCAGUUGCUAAAGUUAUGGGACCAUAUUCCCGUUGAAGAGGAAAAAUAACUGAAACAGUAGCAUAUUUGAGCUUUGGAUGGUGAUAAAUGCCACCUCUUAUUUGUGACUACUGGAUGCACUGAAUAUUAAAAAAAAAAACCUAGUCAGAAAUAUCCACGUUGAAAAUUUCCAACAUCCCUUUAGAGCCACCUUUGUCAUCCAGAAGACAGUUGGAUCAGUUUAUUGUUCCUGGUUAGGAGAAUGAAUAAUAAUGUGCAUUUUUUUCAUUUUGUACUGUUUAAUUUUUUUACUUUAAGCACUUGAAGAUUGAAGGUAUAAGCUGUUUGCUUAAGGCAUUUGGCACAAACAGUUUUUGGUGAUGAUCUCUCAGAGAAAAAGUAAAUUAUCUUCUUUGGACCUGACCCAGUUUGGGUGUAAAUAGAAGUAUACUUUAAAACUCAUCAGUUCUUAGGCCUACUCACAGAAUCACUCUGUAAGAACUGAUAAUUUCAGCAUGUCACUGCUGAAGGUGUUCUUUGUUAGUUGGCCACAAGUGAUGUCCUCCCAAGCCUAUGGUUGUUUCAGGAGGUUCAGAUUGAGUGUUUAAGCAAAGAAAAAACUUGAAUAAAGCUAGAUGCUCUUCCUGGUCCAAUCAAUGAGACCAGAUACAGUUCUCCACUGCACUUCCCUCCCAUUGUUCUGGGGGCUGGGUCUUCUUUAAGCCUUUAAUAAUAAUUGUGGUGAUGUUUAUGAUUCUUUUCAUGUGACUACUGCUAUUAGGACAUCUUUGCAGCCUCCAUGACAUAUUUUGGAUGUGUGAACUGUGUCUCUCCCGAGUUGCAGCUAAGGGCAUUCCAUAUGCACUUCAUUGGAGUGGAUCAGAGUUGCUUACUUUGUGUUCCAGACCUCUACCCAUCACGAGCCAUAUUUUGGCAUCUUUUUCUGUUUUUUCCUCAAUUCCCCUAAGGAGUUAAGAAAAUAAUCAUUCAGUUUUGUAUUGGUCAUCUCUUUGGGUGACCUUUAAAAAAAAAAAACCCAAAAUUAAGCAAGUCUCCAUGUUGACAUAUGGUCUCUGAACAUGGUCUGGUUGAAUGCUUCAGAACUGAUUGGCUUUUCCCAAGUUCACAUGAUCCUUUCAUAUUGGUGGUUAGGACCACCCGAGACUUUGCAUUCAGCCAGUCACAUAUGUUCUUUCAGACUAGCUGAUUUAAGAUGGAAGCCUAUCUUUUGAAAGGACAAAAAUGCAGUGGUAGAGGUUUUGGAAAGAUGGAGUUGCCUGGGAGUUCACUGACAGAAUACUUAUGGGUUAUUGUUUGUAAAUAAGCUACAAGAUGACUUCAACUUCGAGAGGUGAAAAGGGAUAAGUUUAGUAAACCCCUAGGGGAGACUCUUCCAAUUUUUCUUUUGAGAAUUUUAUAUACUAGUUUGGGGACACUUGCCUCGGUACUGUAUUCCAGUUCCUGAAUUUAUGCCUAUAUACAUAUUUACAGUGUGUAGAUUUUCCCAACAUCCUUCUUGGCAUACUUGGACUUUCAGACCGCAAGCAAUUACAUUCCACAGCAAUGGCAUUGUUUUGUUUGUUAAUUACAUUGGAUGCUAAAUU
Tachyglossus aculeatus (Australian echidna) is the source of this 6264-nucleotide messenger RNA. It is a transcript of the gene YTHDC2, whose product is annotated as YTH domain containing 2. Gene Ontology annotation, molecular function: ATP binding; RNA binding. NCBI's taxonomy places the organism in Eukaryota, Metazoa, Chordata, Mammalia, Monotremata, Tachyglossidae. The transcript has 30 exons. Gene Ontology annotation, cellular component: intracellular anatomical structure. The record is from RefSeq and is a predicted model, not a curated record. Bases 36 to 4730 code for a protein of 1564 amino acids.